AAUUGUUUGAGGAGAAGAGAUGCUGGUUUGUUGAAUCAGUUGCAAGAACUGGACAAGCAGAUCAGUGACCUGAGACUGGAUGUAGAAAAGACGUCUGAAGAGCGCCUGGAGACUGACAGCCGGCCCAGCUCGGGGUUUUAUGAACUGAGUGAUGGAGCUUCAGGAUCCCUGUCCAAUUCCUCUAACUCGGUGUUCAGUGAGUGCUUAUCCAGUUGUCAUUCCAGCACCUGCUUUUGCAGCCCCCUGGAGGCAGCUUUGACUGUCUCAGAUGGUUGCCCCAAAGCUGCAGAUGUGAACCCCAAGUACCAGUGUGAUCUGGUUUCUAAAAAUGGGAGUGAUGUCUAUCGCUAUCCCAGCCCCCUGCAUGCGGUGGCUGUGCAGAGCCCCAUGUUCCUCCUUUGUCUGGCGGGCACUCCUCUCAAGGAGGAGGAGCGGCUAGAGAACCAGGCCAGUGACCUUUGCGUUGGAUCCGAACUAGACGCCACCAAAACAGAUGAUUCCUUACCAUCACCGAACAGUCUGUGGCCUGCUUCCCAUCCUUCAUCCAGUAAGAAAAUGGAUGGCUACAUUCUGAGCCUGGUCCAGAAAAAAACGCAUCCUGUAAGGACCAACAAACCCAGAACCAGUGUGAAUGUGGACCCCACGAAAGGACUUCUGAGGAAUGGGAGCGUGUGUGUCAGGGCCGCUGGUGGCAGUGGCUCCCAGGUCAGCAGCAUAAACCUGAAGAAUUCGAAGCUGGUGUGUUUGCCCUCUGGCGGAAUGCCCUCUCUGGACAGCGUGACCUUCUCCCCCCUGAAGCAGCGGUCAAAGGAAUCCAAGGCAGAACUGGAAGGCAAGAGGCUGCUAGUCUCUGAGGGCUGCUUAGCAGGCGCUGCCUUGGAGCUCCCAAGCAAGCAUCUCCCCAAAAAUGCCAAGGCAGCCUCCCAGGAACAGGCUUGGUGUUCUGCCGCCACGGGGGCAGGAGAGUCCCUUAAAGAAAGUGGUCAGACCUCAGCUGCCUCUCAGAAGGAGAGCCCAGGCCGGGGCCCCGGGCUCCCACAGGAGCACAAAGGAGUGCAGCCCCUGAAAAAGACGGCUCAGAAAAGCACCCUGCAGCCUGCCCUGCCUCCCGCGCCUCCCCUGCUGUCUGCAGCCUUCGCCGCCGUGGAGGAGAGACCGGCCUUGGACUUCAAAAGCGAGGGCUCUUCGCAAAGCCUCGAGGAGGGGCACCUGGUCAAAGCGCAGUUCAUCCCGGGGCAGCAGCCGGGAGCCAGGCUCCACCGAGGCCAGCGGAACGCAGGCGGCGCGAGGAGCUCCACUCUGCGGCCCCGCGGCCAGGCCCUGCAGGGGCUGGAGACUGGCCUGCCCACGGUCAGGGAGAAAACCCGGGCGGCUGGCAAGAAGUGCCGCUUCCCCGACGACCUGGAUACAAAUAAGAAACUCAAGAGAGCCUCUUGCAGGGGCCGCAAGGGCGGAGGCGGGGCCCCCGAGGGUCUUCACAGCAGGCCCUUGAGCAGCGGUGGCCAUCGGGCCGGAAGCAAGGCGCACGGCCACGGACGCGAGGCGGUGGUGGCCAAACCUAAGCACAAACGAACCGACUACCGGCGGUGGAAGUCCUCGGCGGAGAUCUCCUACGAAGAGGCCCUGCGGAGGACCCGGCGGGGUCGCCGCGAGCACGGGGGUGUGUACCCCGUGCCCGUGCCUCUGCCCUACGCCAGUCCCUACGCCUACGCCGCCAGCGACUCGGAGUACUCCGCCGAGUGCGAGUCCCUCUUCCACUCCACCGUGGUGGACACCAGCGAGGAUGAGCAGAGCAACUACACCACCAACUGCUUCGGCGACAGCGAGUCCAGCGUGAGCGAGGGCGAGUUCGUGGGCGAGAGCACCACCACCAGCGACUCGGAAGAGAGCGGGGGCCUGAUUUGGUCCCAGUUUGUCCAGACUCUCCCAAUUCAGACGGUCGCGACGCCGAACCCCACAAAAACCUUUGUCAAAAUUAAGGCUUCGCACACCCUGAAAAAGAAAAUCCUCCGCUUUCGGUCUGGCUCUUUAAAGCUGAUGACGACAGUUUGAGUACCAUUGGUGUGUGGUGUCUUUCUCCGUAGUUUAUGAAAAAAAAGGGAAAAAGAGUGGUGUCUUAGUUUUUGUGUAACACUUUCAUGAAAUGCUUUUAUUAAGAUAAAACCAAGGUAAAUUAUGUCUCCUCUCUAUGUAUAGACACUAGUGCCUUUAAUGGAAGGUAAAGGAUGUAUUGCUAGUUAGAAGUAAAUACUGAGAUUGUAAUGGUGAUAGUAAAUGAAUUUUGUGCUCUCCGCUGAUUUUUAUUUUAAAUUUUCAGCAUAUCUGGUAAGGUACAGGUUUCGACCUUUAAAUACGACUGGGGUGAGACAUUUUGCUCCCAAGGUCAGGUGAGUGGAAUUUUUAGGACAUUUGUCCCUUGAUUCUUCAGGGUAGUGCCUCUGCAAGGGCUUCCUGUGGAACAGCAUUGCAUAUAGUUGUGGGAAGUAGGCCCGAGAGGUAGUCGUUUUCUGUGUCUUUUUAUACUGUAGUCUGCGUUUCUCAUAUCUUCCUCAGAACUGUUCCGUUUACUGCACUCAGAACUUCUGGACCAGAUCCUAAAUCCAGAGAUGGCAAUCUGGAUAAGGGCACUGGUAUUACCUUCAAAGGAGUCACAAAACUUUUGCCACACUUGGUGCCUGGGCCCUGGUUACAGUAGCCUUUUCUUGGGCCAUAUAUCCAGCAUUUUGAUGCCUUUGUAUCCUUGUCUGAUUUGUAGCAAAUACAGUAAUUGGAGGACUUGCCUUUGGGAUAACAUGUUGGUACUUUAGUACAGAGACAUUCACUCUACAUGAAGUAACUUUCGGGCAUGAUUCCAAGUCCAGAAUUGCUCGCUGAGCACUGUGCAGCCUAAGCAUUGGCCUGAGCAGUAGUGCAAUCCAGUCCAGAUUGGACCGCUGACCUUAUCUGGAAGGGCUUUAAAAAGUUUUUUUGGUGAACAGUAUUGUGUAAAAUUGCUCUCUUUAUAUCAAUAUAUGCAUGUUUUGUGCAUGAGUAGUAUUUGUUUUGAUAUUCCUGUUGUUAAAUUACUGUAUGAUAUAAGUGGUAUGUGUUUUUAUAUAUAUCAUUGUGUAAAUUUAAUAUAACAUUAUAUACUGUAAUAAACAAUUUGUUUUACUGC
Chinchilla lanigera (long-tailed chinchilla) is the source of this 3157-nucleotide messenger RNA. It is a transcript of the gene Dact1, whose product is annotated as dishevelled-binding antagonist of beta-catenin 1. Gene Ontology annotation, cellular component: cytoplasm. The record is from RefSeq and is a predicted model, not a curated record. Lineage: Eukaryota; Metazoa; Chordata; Mammalia; Rodentia; Chinchillidae. Gene Ontology annotation, biological process: regulation of Wnt signaling pathway, planar cell polarity pathway; negative regulation of JNK cascade; negative regulation of canonical Wnt signaling pathway.